GGUUGCCUUCUUUCGGAAAUCUGGUCACCAGAUCAGUUUUAUUCGAUGUUGGCUACGCUUAUCCGAAAAGCAGUAAGUACUGUUCACGAAACGAUAGGCGAAAGUGUUGCCAGUGUAAAUUUUAUGUCCGAACUCUUUUCAGAUCCAAAUGGUUCACUCUUUGGCCUUCUCAUGACUGAAAUUCGACGUAAGGUGCCGAAUAUUUGUGUUAUUUCGGACAGCACGAUUGUGCGUGAUCGGGCUGACAUUAAUCGAGAUUUAAACAUCGACUUAACGGCCUCUGAUGAGGACUGCGACUUGGACGAAAGUAUUGAUUCCAUGAAAGGAUUUGCCAAUCGGCGAAGCGUUUUUCCUGUGGAAGCUGUGCGGAAGCAGUGUCGAGACUAUUCUUAUAAACCACGGCAUCGUAAAGGCUAA
Gongylonema pulchrum is the source of this 417-nucleotide messenger RNA. The record is from the annotation of a GenBank genome assembly. NCBI's taxonomy places the organism in Eukaryota, Metazoa, Nematoda, Chromadorea, Rhabditida, Gongylonematidae.